Messenger RNA from Gambusia affinis (western mosquitofish), 4326 nucleotides. Its product is annotated as inactive rhomboid protein 2-like. The transcript is spliced from 8 exons. Gene Ontology annotation, biological process: regulation of protein secretion; regulation of epidermal growth factor receptor signaling pathway. Lineage: Eukaryota; Metazoa; Chordata; Actinopteri; Cyprinodontiformes; Poeciliidae. Gene Ontology annotation, molecular function: serine-type endopeptidase activity. The record is from RefSeq and is a predicted model, not a curated record. Gene Ontology annotation, cellular component: endoplasmic reticulum membrane. Bases 1 to 1185 code for a protein of 394 amino acids.
AUGUUUCGUUUUGUCUUCCAGGAGGAUCUAAUCCACCUCGGGGCAAAGUUCUCGCCCUGCAUGCGGCAGGACGCGCAGAUAGUCCAGUUGAUCCAGAAAGACAAAGAUCUGGAAAGGGAAUCUGGAUGUUGCAUUCAGAAUGAUAACUCUGGAUGUGUCCAGACACUCAUGACCGACUGCUCGGAGACGCUGGCCACCUUCAUGAAGUCUAAUAAUGGAUCUACGGACCGGUCUUCUGGCGUCGUCUGCCAUCAGGAUCCCAACGUGUGUGAGGAGCCGGCCUCGUCUCCGCCUCACCAAUGGCCAGACGACAUCACCAGGUGGCCGAUCUGCACCCAACCCAGAAAGUUCAACAACACAGGCCUCAAACACAUGGACUGCACCAUUAAAGGUCGACCCUGCUGCAUAGGCACUAAGGGCAGAUGUGAGAUCACAACCAGAGAGUACUGCACUUUCAUGCAUGGUUACUUCCAUGAGGAGGCCACGCUCUGCUCACAGGUCCACUGUCUGGCUGAUGUCUGCGGUUUGCUGCCCUUCCUGAAUCCAGACGUUCCCAAUCAGUUCUACCGUCUGUGGCUUUCCCUCUUCCUCCAUGCUGGGCUCUUUCACUGUGCCGUGUCGGUGGUCUUCCAGAUGACCGUACUCAGAGACCUGGAGAAGCUGGCAGGUUGGGCCCGCAUCUCCAUCAUCUACAUCUUCAGUGGCAUCACAGGAAACCUGGCCUCUGCCUUGUUCCUCCCCUACAGAGCCGAGGUGGGUCCAGCAGGCUCCCAGUUUGGACUCCUUGCCUGCCUCUUUGUCGAGCUUUUCCAAGGCUGGCAGAUGCUGGAAAAGCCGUGGAAGGCCUUCCUCAAGCUCCUGGGCAUUGUGCUCUUCCUCUUCCUGUGUGGCCUCCUGCCGUGGAUCGACAACAUCGCCCACAUCUUCGGCUUCAUAGGCGGCAUGCUGCUCUCCUUCGCCAUCCUGCCCUACGUCACCUUCGGCACCUUCGACAAAUACCGCAAGCGGAUCCUGAUCGUUGUGUCGCUGGUUUUCUACGUCGGGCUCUUCUCCUCCCUCGUGGUUUGGUUUUAUGUUUACCCCAUCAACCUCCACUGGCUGGAACAUCUCACCUGCCUCCCCCUCACAAGCAAGUUUUGUGAAAAGUAUGACAUAGACCACAACAUCAACGACGUGGUGCACUGAUCUUCAGGUCUUCUCUCUGCUUUGUGACAGUUUGGUUCCAGGUCUUCUGUUUUGUUUUUUGACAAUCAGUGAGUUUUUAUCUGAAAACAGGAAGCUUCCCCUCUCACCAAUCUGCUGACUCUCUUCGAAGUCACUCCAGUCCUCAGGCAGGUCUGACACGAUCUGAUCCGGGUUUUUCAUUUGUUCGCAAGCAGAUAACUCAUCAGAAUCAAGAAAAUACAGCUUGAUGGAGGUUUGAGUCAACAGAGAAGACGGGAGCGUCUCUGGUCUGCAGCUGCCGUCCGUUACGUCUGCUUAGAGGAAUAUUAAAUUCAUCAGGACUGACUUCUGGAUUCAGCACUACUGAAGCAGUCAGUGGUUCUACUUUUCCUUUUAUAAAGUACAAAUAUGUUCAAAAGAUUUAUUUUUUUUGUCCAUUGUAUGAAAUCAGAGUGUAAAAUGCUCCAAUGGCAUCCAAGGGUAAAGGGCUAUUUCACUUUUUUUGGAAGGAUUUCUGCAUUUCUUUUUGAAACUCAUUUUAUUUUUAAACCAUAGGAAGAUCAAAGAGUCAGUGGUGGCAGAAUGCAUUGAUAAAACAUUCCAACAAACCGUUAAAAUAUUAAUAAAAAUCUGUCUCUGUAUUCAAUUUGUACUUGAAAUUAAAUAACGUUGAACGUCUUUUCAUAUUCAUGUAAUUUGGUAAUAAUAUACAGAUAAAAACAUCUUUGAUUUGAUUGAUGAAGUCAUAUUUAAGCAACUCUUGGAGGCUGUUUUUGCAAAUCUAAAAAACAUAAAUCUUUCCAUUGUUCUUUUUUUUUUUUUUUACAUGUAUUGGGGGAUCCUUGAACCUUGAACAUUUCUAUUGUUUCAAAAAGGAUAAAUUUACAAGCUUUCACCACUUAUACUACCUUAAAUGCGGUACUGUUCUCUCCAAGAGUAUUUGGACUCGGCCACCAACAGCAUUUUAUUGUACCAUCCAGCCCUAAGUAGCACUUAAUUCAGAACAAGGGGGAUAAUGUGUUAGUUUUAAUUUUGUUUUACAAACACGUAUGAAGUGUCAUGCAGUCGUUUUUAGAUCCCUUUACUCUGUGCCCACAAAUUAAAAACCAUUUUUCUGUAGAGUUCAGUUAAUUAAAAGGGGGAGUAUUCUUUAAAAUUAUUAUUAUUUUUUUAUUUUACUCUAUAUCUUGUUAUAAUGUUACCGAUCAGGAGAAAAGUACCUGUGGUGUUUCUUUGAUUUGUUUAUGGCUUUAAUCUCCUGGCAGCCAUUCAGGGGUGAAUAAAACUGGAGAAACUCUGAAAUAGCCCUUUUCCCAACUGCUGGAUCACUUCAUCAUCGUAAACCCUCCUUACAGUUUGCUCCACACAUUACUGGAAUAGUUGGUCUGAAACCACUUCCUGCCUUAAACCAACAGAGACGCCUCACUAACCGUGGAUUUAUUCAUCUUCAAGGCAAACUGUGGCUCCCUUACCAAAGUGAUUUCACACGCUGCUUUUUUUUUUAUGCUUUCACAAACAUUUUGGCCCCAUAAUCUUUCCUCAAACUCAUCAUGAUUAUAUUUAUUUUAGGAUUAAACUCUACAUAGCGUUUUUUUUUUUUUUUUGUCUAAUCAAAAUACUUUUUACCACUGAGGUAUGAUGAUUGGUCUGUUUCGCCUUCUUUACACUCCAUAACAAAAACGUUUUACCAAGUAUUUUUUAGUCUGGUUUAUAGUACAAAUAUUUUAGCACACUUGAAAUACAAAAUGAAUGCUAAUAUUGUGAUAUUUUGUGUAUUUUAAUGCUAAAAAUGACUGGGGUUUUUUCAGGUAACUGUAUGGCUCUGAGUGCCUGACAAAGCAUUGAUAUCACCAUAAAUACAAUAUACUCUUAAAAUAAAUUCCUAUUUUAAAUAGUCUUUAGGACGCCACUUACUUAAAGAAGUGUGAUUUAAACAGUACAUAGUAACUUCAUUUAAUUGUAUUUUCAAAUGUACUAUUUAUUGUUGCUCUCGUAAAAUAACUUUUCCAAUAAGUUUUUAACAUCAUUAAUUGAAAUCAGUGGACAAUAAAUCUAAUUUUUCCCUAUAAAUGAUAAACAAUAAGGUAAAUUCCCAAUCCUACUCACAAAUACUUUGCAGAAUGUAUGAAUUUGUUUCAAGUCGAUCAUUUAUCAACGUUAAUGAAAAAUUACUACCUAUAAGUGAAGUAAUCUCCCUCUACAGCUGUGUUUCUCAGUUCCGGUCCUCAGACCCCCCUGCCCUGCAUGUUUUAGGUGUUUCCCUUCUGCCACACACCUGGAUUGAAUAUGUAGGUGAUUAACAGGCUCCUGCAGCACUUGAUGGUCAUGCAGUCAUUUGAAUCAGCUGCUCUGGAGUAGAGGUACAUCUAAAACAUGCAGAGCAGGGAGGCCUGAGGACUGGAAUUGAGAAGCGCUGACUACAGCUAGAUAUUUUAAUUUAAAAUAUUCCCGUAUUGUGAGUUUCAUCCGUGUUAAGGAAUUCUUUCUAACUGAAAAGUUACUUGUAAGUUAGUUCUGUCUCAUUUCAAGUGAACCAAGAUAUUUUCCCUGAAGCUAGACUAAAGAUCCUUGGUAGUAUUUAGUGUUUUUCAGUGUAUUUCCGUCCCAGCUUCUUAUCCUGAUCGAUCCGUGUUGCUGGUUUUUCGGCUCCCUGACAAUGUGAGCAAAGUCUGGGUAAAACCCCUGACAAGUGAAACAUUUCCAACAGCAUCUGACUGUUUUUUUUUUUUUUUUUUUUAAGUAUUUGGCUAAAAAAGUAUCGACCUGCAGCUGCUAGAAAAGCUGCAGUAAUGUUGAGAAGGAUUAUGUGGGUUUAGUUAGAUUACAGUAGUCGGUGAGACUGGCUCACUGAUCAGCUGGUAUUUAUGAGAAAACGAGUCAUAAACCUGGUUAAAUAGGAUGUUUUUUGUUGUUUAGGAAGCCUCCUUACUGUGCCUUUGGAUAUUUGAGCAUGUCAAUCAUGAUGAAUGCAAGCUGCAGUUUCUCUGCUGUUUUAUGUCGGGACCAAAUCAUUUAUCAUUUAUUUUUUUUGUUUCUAUUUAUUUUAGGAGGAAAAAAGGUGAUGGCCUUGAUACUGUUCUGUUUUGCUUCACUUUUGAUAAAUGUGUAAAAAAUGUUCAUUUUAAAGAAGCCAUGAUAAAAUAAACACUUAGAUAUUCUUGA